Molecule: messenger RNA, 1077 nt
Organism: Pyricularia grisea
Lineage: Eukaryota; Fungi; Ascomycota; Sordariomycetes; Magnaporthales; Pyriculariaceae
Exons: 2
Coding region: 71-724 (217 amino acids)
Cellular component (GO): intracellular anatomical structure
Source: RefSeq, a predicted model, not a curated record
UAUAAAAAACUCCGUUAUAGUGUCCAUAAAAAUCAACACCAUUGAAAACUAGAACUAGACAGGAAGCAUAAUGGCGCGAAAAAUCCAGCAAAUUCUCUCCUUAAUCUGCCCCGCUCUUUUUGCCACGGUUUACAAGACCCCCUAUGCCUUGGCCGCCAUUGGAGACUACAACGUUGCAGCCCCCGACAUCAAAGCGCUCGGCAGCCACCCACCCGCAAUCCCCAAACGCUCCGCCGCCGAGGUCAUCUCCACCCUGAAACUGACCCCCAACAUCGAAAAGGGGUAUUUUAUCGAAACGUUCCGGGACCCCAUCAACGUUACCGACACCACGCCACCCGACUGCGGCGCCGGGGAGGAUGCUUCAGGGGUCGUCGGCGGACGGGCAGCCAGCACGGCGAUCUACUAUCUCCUGGAGGGCGCCGCCGGCGAUUCGCUCUGGCACCGUCUCGACGCGGCCGAGGUCUGGCACUUUUACGCGGGGGCGCCGCUGGAGCUGUCGCUGUCCGAGGAUGACGGCCGGCCGAUUAAUAAGGUUGUGCUGGGGCCGGACGUCUUUGCGAAUGAUGGGCAAAGACCACAGGUCGUGGUGCGGAAGGGGGAGUGGCAGCGGGCGAGGAGCUUGGGGGAGUGGACGCUUGUUGGGACGACUGUGGCUCCUGGGUUUCUCGAGAGUGGUUUCGAGCUCGCCCCGGAUGGUUGGUCCCCUCGUGAGGCCAGAGCUUGAAUGUGGUUGGAUUUGGAACCAAUCAAUAGCCGAAUGGGGUAUUAAUGGGACGGAGUCGAUUGACUUGGUUUGGCUCCGAACAUGAGGGACGAGUCUAAUACAUUAGGUGGCUACACAUUGGUCAAUUGGCCGAGACAUACGGUAUCUGCUAGUAACUGGUAGCAGCGACGAAUCCAGGCAUCUGCAUCACUGGCAUUGAUUUACCACGUAAUAUGCCCUACUUUUGCUCAGGCUGCUCGGGCUAUAUUUGCCCUCAUUAAGUUGUGCCUCACCCCGUUCAGGGGCUGCUCAGGUGUUCUUUAGCUGACCCGCUCUAAUAUUUUUCACCAUAAGUAGCACUCGUUAUAUCUGUG